AUGGGCCGACCACCGAAUCUCUACUCCUUCCAGUCCAUCGACGACGAGCUCGCACCGAAUCUCCGGAAAUAUGUCCUCGAGCAGCAGAACGAAGCACUGAAGCGCCACGGCGUCUUCCGGGUCGCAGUAUCUGGAGGCUCACUUCCAAAGACUCUUGCCAAAGCCCUUCUUGCACCUUCAAGUGGCGAAGGGGACACGGUCGAGUUCCCGAAAUGGGAAGUCUUCUACGCCGACGAGCGAUGCGUGCCACUGGACCACGAGGACUCGAACCACAAGCUCGUGAAGGAGGAACUGCUCGACAAAAUCCCCUCUGACAUGGGCCAGCCGAAGGUCUAUCCGAUCGAGGAGCAGAAUCUGGAGAACGAGCAGGAGGUCGCAGAUCAGUAUGAGAAGCUUCUGGUCAGCAUCUUCGCUGCUCGCGACUCUGUUAAGCUCCCGCUGUUCGAUCUGAUACUUCUCGGCUGCGGCCCGGACGGCCACACCUGCUCGCUCUUCCCGGAUCACCCACUUCUGAGAGAGCAGGAUGCCUGGGUCUAUUCCAUCUCAGACUCCCCAAAGCCGCCAUCCAAGCGCAUCACUCUCAGUCUUCCUGUCGUGCUUCAUGGCGCGAAGAUUGGCUUCGUGGCGACGGGAGGUGGCAAGCAGGAAGUGCUCAAGAAGAUCUUCGAGACGGAGGAGGGCAGCAAGCUACCUUGUGGGCUGAUCAAUGCUGGAGCGGGCGACAAGGUCAGCUGGUUUUGCGAUUCGCCGGCCGUGGAGAAUGUGAGCUUUCCGCGCAGGGGGAGCGUGAUGUGA
Molecule: messenger RNA, 795 nt
Organism: Saxophila tyrrhenica
Lineage: Eukaryota; Fungi; Ascomycota; Dothideomycetes; Mycosphaerellales; Extremaceae
Gene: SOL1
Product: suppressor of los1-1
Exons: 1
Coding region: 1-795 (264 amino acids)
Biological process (GO): carbohydrate metabolic process; pentose-phosphate shunt
Molecular function (GO): 6-phosphogluconolactonase activity
Source: RefSeq, a predicted model, not a curated record